AUGAAGGUUUUGAUCACUAAUGAUGAUGGUCCUUUGAGUGAUCAAUAUUCCCCGUAUAUUAGAAUAUUCGUACAGUAUCUUCUCAAGCACACAGAUUGGGACAUUUAUAUCUGUAUCCCAAAUCAACAAAGAUCUUGGAUUGGUAAGGCACAUUUUGCAAACCAUAAUCCAACUGCAUCAUUCAUAUAUUCAAACCCGGAUGCAACGACUAAUGAAUUCUUGGGUCCCUUUUCCGUACCUCAAUUUAAAAGGUUGAAUAAGCUAUCUUAUUCGAUUCCAGAUCUAGAGACAUCAGUGGUCCCUGAAAAUUUUAUCGAAUGGUGUUUAAUAGAUGGGACUCCAGCCACUUGUAGUGAUAUUGGAUUGAAUCAUUUGGUUCAUGAAACGUUCGAUGUUCUGAUCUCCGGUCCUAAUGUCGGAAGAAAUGCGUCCGCUCCUUAUAUCGGCUCCAGUGGUACUGUGGGUGCUGCCAUCGACGCUUACAUUACAAACCCAUCUGUUAAAUCAUUUGCUCUAUCGUGGGCGUACUUUGAUGGUGUCAAGAUCGUAGAUGAUGAAACUUUCGAACAAGUUUGUGCUAAGAGUUUUGAAGUCAUCGAUUAUUUAAUCAGAAACUGGGACUCCGAAGUGAAAGUAUAUUCCAUCAAUGUCCCAUUGCGUGAUUUGACAGGCUCUAAAUUCAAAUAUUGUCCAAUUCUUGAAUCCACCUGGUGUACCAUCUAUUCUGAUGCCGUCUUGACUCCGAAUACAACGACGUCGAAUGAGGAUAUCUUGGAUGGCCAUCAAUCGCAUACGAUUUCUUUCAACUGGCAACCUAACUUUAAAUUGCAGAGAGAAAACAUGCUAAGGGAAAAAUCACUAACCGAUGGUUCGUGUAUUGAACAUGGUAAUGUGAGUGUCACUCCUUUAUCGCAUACCUUCAAAGUCGUUAAUAAACUUCAUGGGGAAUUUCAAUUGAAUGACCCAGCUCAAAUUGUUUUGACCAUUCCAGAAACAGAAUAUAUCUAUGGACCGUUGAACCGUUCAUUCCGCAAACACUUACCUAACGUUCCGGUAUCCCGUAGCUUACCUGUAACCAUUGACAAGCUUACGUUUCAUUACGGUGACUACGAACAAUUAGAUAUGGAUCAAUUAAUGUCGAAUCAAUUAUACCAUGCCAAUUCAUAUAUUUACAGAAAGGCAAUAAUAAGAAAACACUACUUAUCUCAUACAAUUCAUUCAUAUGUGGUUAAAAAUAGAGAAUCGAUCUUGAAUAGGGCAUUUUUAGAAUCAUUUAACAUAGAUGUUGAUUACGCAGAGUUCUUGGACGAUGCACUUGAUGAAAACUGGGAAUUAAGGCAAGAGCUUGAAUCAAAAGAGAAAUGGUGGAUCUUGAAGCCUAGUAUGAGUGAUAAGGGUCAAGGUAUCCGCAUAUUCAAAACUAUUGAACAAUUACAAGCUAUUUUUGACUCGUUUGAAGAAGAUGAAACUGAUGAUGAGGACACUGAGACGAAUACUAAUAAAGUGGCCACUUCUCAAUUACGCCAUUUCAUCGUCCAAGAAUACUUACACAAUCCUCUUUUAUUGAGUGAAGCACAUGGCAGGAAAUUUCAUAUCAGAUGUUAUGUUACCUGCAGUGGCGAUCUACAGGUGUUUGUUUAUGAUAGAAUGCUAGCACUUUUCGCUCCCAACAAAUUUGUACCACCUACCGAAGAAUAUGACGUUUUAGAUAUUGAGCAAUUAGCUUGUCAUUUGACUAAUACUUGCUUGCAAACGGAUGAUGAUAUUAAAUCAAAUUCUGUGAUCGAGUUUGAUGCCUUGAAGGAUAUUCCUUCGCAUAGAAGGGAAGAAAUUAGGACUCAAAUUCACGAAGCAGUUUCUGAACUGUUCAAAGCUGCAGUUAAUGUUGAUCGCCUAAAUUUCCGCCCACUGAAGAAUAGUUUGGAGACGUUUGGCUUCGAUUUCCUUGUUGAUUCCGAUUAUCAAGUCAAAUUAUUGGAAGUCAACGCAUUCCCAGACUUCAAACAAACAGGCGAUGAUCUAAAAAAUCUAAUUGAUGAACUAUUUGACGACGUAGUCUCUAUUUGUGUUAGACCGAUGUUCAACUUGCCUCCACUUCACCACCAACACUCCAAGUUUGUUGAAGUUUUGAAACUAAAAUCAAACGAUUGGUAA
Molecule: messenger RNA, 2154 nt
Organism: Kluyveromyces lactis
Lineage: Eukaryota; Fungi; Ascomycota; Saccharomycetes; Saccharomycetales; Saccharomycetaceae
Gene: PBY1
Product: putative tubulin tyrosine ligase
Exons: 1
Coding region: 1-2154 (717 amino acids)
Biological process (GO): protein modification process
Cellular component (GO): P-body
Molecular function (GO): metal ion binding; hydrolase activity; ATP binding
Source: RefSeq, a predicted model, not a curated record